This is a messenger RNA of Piliocolobus tephrosceles (Ugandan red Colobus), 2282 nucleotides long. RefSeq names its product transcriptional adaptor 1 (gene TADA1). NCBI's taxonomy places the organism in Eukaryota, Metazoa, Chordata, Mammalia, Primates, Cercopithecidae. The transcript has 8 exons. Bases 220 to 1227 code for a protein of 335 amino acids. Gene Ontology annotation, biological process: regulation of transcription by RNA polymerase II. Gene Ontology annotation, molecular function: transcription coactivator activity. The record is from RefSeq and is a predicted model, not a curated record. Gene Ontology annotation, cellular component: SAGA complex.
UUCGAGGGGCGGGAGGAAGAGAGCAGAGUUUGGCUGGGCACCUUCCCUACAAAAAGGCGGGCGGAGCCGAAAACCAAACAAACGACUUCUGAGAGAUUGGGGGCGGGGCUGACGGCGGCAGGCUUAGCUUCCAGAGCCAAGGCCUUCCGCCGCGUUGGUUUUUCGGUUGUUGAUCGCGGUGGGCGGGCGGUCUGUGGUCGGGCUGAGACGCGCGGAGCAAUGGCGACCUUUGUGAGCGAGCUGGAGGCGGCCAAGAAGAACUUGAGCGAGGCCCUGGGGGACAACGUGAAACAAUACUGGGCUAACCUAAAGCUGUGGUUCAAGCAGAAAAUCAGCAAAGAGGAGUUUGACCUUGAAGCUCAUAGACUGCUCACACAGGAUAAUGUCCAUUCUCACAAUGAUUUCCUCCUGGCCAUUCUCACGCGUUGUCAGAUUUUGGUUUCUACACCAGAUGGUGCUGGAUCUUUGCCCUGGCCAGGGGGUUCCGCAGCAAAACCUGGAAAACCCAAGGGAAAGAAAAAGCUUUCUUCUGUUCGUCAGAAAUUUGAUCAUAGAUUCCAGCCUCAAAAUCCUCUCUCAGGAGCUCAGCAAUUUGUGGCAAAGGAUCCCCAAGAUGAUGACGACUUGAAACUUUGUUCCCACACAAUGAUGCUUCCCACUCGAGGCCAGCUUGAAGGGAGAAUGAUCGUGACUGCUUAUGAGCAUGGGCUGGACAAUGUCACCGAGGAGGCAGUUUCAGCUGUUGUCUAUGCUGUGGAGAAUCACCUGAAAGAUAUACUGACGUCAGUUGUGUCAAGAAGGAAAGCUUAUCGGUUACGAGAUGGCCAUUUUAAAUAUGCCUUUGGCAGUAAUGUGACCCCGCAGCCAUACCUGAAGAAUAGUGUAGUAGCUUACAACAACUUAAUAGAAAGCCCUCCAGCUUUUACCGCUCCCUGUGCUGGUCAGAAUCCAGCUUCUCACCCACCCCCUGAUGAUGCCGAGCAGCAGGCUGCACUCCUGCUGGCGUGCUCUGGAGACACACUGCCUGCAUCUUUGCCUCCGGUGAACAUGUAUGACCUUUUUGAAGCUUUGCAGGUACACAGGGAAGUCAUCCCUACACAUACUGUCUAUGCCCUUAAUAUUGAAAGGAUCAUCACGAAACUCUGGCAUCCAAAUCAUGAAGAGCUGCAGCAAGACAAAGUUCACCGCCAGCGCUUGGCAGCCAAGGAGGGGCUUUUGCUGUGCUAAAUUAGGAUUCGAGGGUGUGGGACCCUCACCAAAUUCAUUGAUUACUGAAAAUUGAAUGUUUUUGGGGUCCACAUUUCAAGGCUGAAGUGUAUAGUGUAUAUAUAACCUUUCCUAUGGAAAUGUGACAUUGAGUACAUUUUGUGUUGCUAUUGUGAAGCCGUUAAUAUAAAUCUUUGGUAAUGACCCAUAUUUCUAUAUGUGUGUAUGUUCCCAGUUGUGGGAGCAGUAACUAAUGAAAUCCUGUGCCUGAAAUGGAGAUAUUUAGUACCUGAGGCUUAGUGUCCUGUGGUUUGCAUGUAAGAUAGAUGACAUCCUAAAACAAGCUGUUAUAACUUAAUCCCCCUGAUCAGCAGGAUACCUGUGUGUUCAGUGACAUCAUACAUUCUGUAUCUAGUAGUCUAAAAUUUCUGCCUUUCUCCUAAAGAAUGUGUUCUUGCAUUUUGGUUGAAAUAACCUACACAGUGUUAAAAAUCAGAUACCUCCUUUAGUGACCAGUUUGAUUUUUAAUAGCCAUAGGUAGCCCCUGAGAAAUUUAUCACUAUAACUCCACAGGAAAUAUGACAUGGAAGUGCUCUGUGUACUAAACAAAAUAAAGUCCCUCUUAGCAUUUAAAACCAAAGUCAAAACAAAACUCUUGUAAUGCCGUUAAUUAACUUUAUGUCUUCCCAUGACUCAAGUUUUGUUAAAUAGGCCCCAAAACUUUGAUUGGCAGUUCCUUUGGUUAAUUAUUCCUAUAGAAUGUAUUUUAAGAAAUCUAUACAAAUUGGAUAUAUGCUUGGUAAUUCCCCAGUUUCUAGGAGGUACCUGUUUCUACCGUUUCAAGUGAUAAAGUGAAAAUAAUUUACAUUCGACAGUGUUACUGAUAACAAACCUACUUUAAGAGAUAUGUUGCUUUUUACUUAAGGGAUAGCGUUGAUAGAUAAAUUAGAAUGUAUAGAUAGGUUUGUGUCAGUCUAAAUAAUGGCUGUAUAGAUAUGUAUAUAUGGUUCACAUAUCUGGAUCUGUGUAUUUGAUUUUGUACUUUAAAUGUGACAAAUAAACCUUUUGGGAGAAAA